Messenger RNA from Ziziphus jujuba (common jujube), 1631 nucleotides. RefSeq names its product probable mitochondrial adenine nucleotide transporter BTL3. Lineage: Eukaryota; Viridiplantae; Streptophyta; Magnoliopsida; Rosales; Rhamnaceae. The record is from RefSeq and is a predicted model, not a curated record. The coding region runs from base 270 to 1565 and encodes 431 amino acids. The transcript is spliced from 4 exons. Gene Ontology annotation, biological process: transmembrane transport.
CAGAGCAACCAGGAAAGUACUGAUAGUGGAGAAGAAGACCAUGAGAGGUCAAAAGCUACGUGUUUAGCUUUAUCAUUCUCUAAUGGAGGUCAAUAAAAACCAGCAAUACCUUCUUCAUAUUCUAAUAUAUACUUCAAUUUCCAUGAUCAAAUCCUUGAAGAUUCUUCCCUUCUUCAUUCCCAUGAACAACAACUCUGCCACCUCCUAAUGUCCCUCUGCAAACCCAUAUCCAAUCCCCUGUUUCCCCACCCAGCUUCCAUCACCACAAAAUGGAUAGAUCAGAUCACAUUUGUCUUUCUCACUUGAUCACAUCCCAACCGUCCGUUCCAUUCUUCCCAGGAGGUUUAUUCCUCGACCCCACCACUAGUGUACCUCCUUCUUUGGUUUCCUUCUUUUCCUCCAAGACCCCACUGCAUCCGGGUUCGGAUUUGGUUUUUUGUUCCUCCAGGACUCGCUGGAGAGUGGUGGGUUUUGAGGGUUUGAAAGUUGGAGGUGGGUUUUUGUCUGUGAGCUUGUCGACUAAGAGAGGCAAAGGGGUUGGUGAUGAUGAUGAGGAGGGGUUUGUUGGGGAAUCAGGAGAAAUCCAGUGGCAAAAUGGGAAAGAACAGGGUGAGACUGAGAUGGUGCAGCAGAGACAGAAAGCGAGGUUGAGGAAGAAUUCUGGUGCUGUGAAUACCAGCAAGCAUCUCUGGGCUGGAGCUGUUUCUGCUAUUGUUUCAAGAACAUUUGUUGCACCGCUUGAGAGACUAAAGCUGGAAUAUAUACUUCGGGGUGAGCAGAAGAAUCUUUUUCAGCUCAUUAGGACUAUCGCAGCUUCUGAAGGGCUAAAAGGUUUCUGGAAAGGAAAUUUUGUAAAUAUUCUUCGUACCGCACCUUCUAAGGCAAUCGAUUUCUAUGCUUAUGAUGCAUAUAAAAAUCAACUCAUCAAAAUGUCUGGUCAUGAGGAAACCACAAACUUUCAGAGAUUUCUUGCUGGUGCCGCAGCUGGAAUUACGGCUACCUUACUCUGCUUACCUCUAGACACCAUUAGGACAAAGAUGGUUGCACCUGGCGGCGAAGCCUUGGGUGGUGUAAUCAGUGCACUCCGCCACACUAUCCAAACUGAGGGAUUCUUUUCUCUUUACAAGGGUUUAGCACCCACAAUCUUAAGCAUGGCUCCUUCAAGUGCCAUAUUUUAUGGUGUUUAUGAUAUAUUGAAAUCAGCUUAUGUGCAUUCACCAGAAGGGAGAAAAAGAAUUGAAGACAUGAAGCAAGGUCAGGAGCUGAAUGCCUUGGAGCAGUUAGAAUUGGGUCCGAUUAGAACAUUAAUGUAUGGGGCAGUUGCUGGUGCUUGUUCCGAAAUUGCUAUAUAUCCAUUGGACGUUUUGAGGAAACAGCUUCAAAUGCAAGUUCCGUCGACAAGGUUAAGUGCACUGUUAACUUGUGUAAAAAUUGUGGAGCAAGGUGGUAUCCCUGCUCUUUAUGCAGGAUUAGUUCCCAGCUUAUUGCAGGUUUUACCAGCAGCUGCAACUAGUUACUUCGUGUACGAGUUCAUGAAAAUUGUUCUCAAAGUAGAAUCCUCUUAAAACAUUUGAUUCCACAUAUAAUUGUGAAGUGUGAGAGAGAAGAAGCAUUCCUUUUGGGUUUUUUUA